Messenger RNA from Chenopodium quinoa (quinoa), 1389 nucleotides. RefSeq lists its product as uncharacterized. The transcript has 8 exons. The coding region runs from base 512 to 922 and encodes 136 amino acids. Lineage: Eukaryota; Viridiplantae; Streptophyta; Magnoliopsida; Caryophyllales; Amaranthaceae. The record is from RefSeq and is a predicted model, not a curated record.
AAAUAGAGAAGUGAACGAGUAGAGAAAUAUUUUUAUUUUUUCCCCUUUAGAUCUAUUUCACGGACUCACGGUACUCCUUCCUCUCUCUCUCUCCUCCCAGGACACAGUACUCCUUCCUCCCAUUGAAGCGUACUCGAAAUUCUCCAUUGAAGGGGCUUCUGAGCUUUCUCUCCUCCAUUGAAGCAGUCUCUAAGGAGGGUGGUUUCGGUGGUGGUGCAGGGGGAGGGGGUGGCUGUCGGGGCUGGGCUGCGGUCUGGGGAGUGGCUGUCGGGCUGGGUGGGGAAUUGUUUAAUUAAUUUGCAUGUUCAGUGAGGAAAAUUGAAGCCGUUUUUAGUUUAAUUUAAAGGAAAGUCUGUGUCUCACGUAUUGAGUGGAUUUGGAGAUAUAAUUUCCUCCAUCAACUCAUCAUCGGAUCAUAUUAUAGGUUAACUUUCUCUCUCAUAUCGCUGCCGUGCUCCACCACCUCCAUCGAAACACAACCACCACAUAAUAAGUCCAUCAAAGCUUGAAGAUGGCUAAGAGUUCUUCAAAUUCCAAAGUUGUAACUCCGAUUACAUGUCCUCACUGUGCUGGUCCUCUCUCUAAACAAAUGGAAACUAGUCGUUGGACAGUUGCGCCACUUGUUAGAGACAGCUUUUCUAUGAUUGGUUCUGCCGUUGGUGGUACUACAAGUGCAUUUUAUGCAUUCAAUUUUGUUAUGCCGACUGUUCGUAAGUGGGUCAAAGGGCCGAUGUGGUUUCAUUUCCUUAUCGGAGCACCACCAGUGAUAGUUUUUUCUUCGGCCUGUGCUGGGCUGGCAGGUGGUGCAGUUCCAGCCUUGGCUCAGCUUGCGUCUUCAUCAUAUCAUGCUGCGAUGUUAUCUUCAAUACAUUCUUCUCAGGAUGACAAGACUAACAAAUCUAGGGGUUCCUCAACUUUGUAAUAUACAGCUGAUUGUGGGAGAGGGAUGAAAUUACUGCCUGUGCCAGUCACCUGUUCAGUGAAUUCUGGAUGUUGCAUCUUGCUUCGGGCUUAUUUCUGAGGUGAUGCUCAUUUUAUAUUGAGUGUAUCCUCUCUUUGUGUUUUGGGCUUCUUUCAGUGUCCUCUAUCGGUUUCCUUGCAGUAAUCUUGAGCCACCUUUGUUACAUCAUGUAUAUCCAUACUGGGGAUUUCUGUUUUUGUAAUUUGCUUGUCAAAACCUACCAGGGGAAUCCUGAUAGCUAUAUAAAAGGAUCCCAAACCUAAUAUCUGUGAGGGUUCGAUACCGCAGAGGGUAUUAAAAAAUGCCCUUUUUUUGACCUCUUUUGUUUUAGGGGUGAUACCAAAUAAAAUCUUGUAUAUACAUGUUUUAGAUUUUAAUUUUCAUAGGUAUUUUACAUUUUUACUCAGUGAAUUUAGCAAUUAGCUCAA